Molecule: messenger RNA, 1483 nt
Organism: Hordeum vulgare subsp. vulgare (domesticated barley)
Lineage: Eukaryota; Viridiplantae; Streptophyta; Magnoliopsida; Poales; Poaceae
Exons: 6
Coding region: 89-1363 (424 amino acids)
Source: RefSeq, a predicted model, not a curated record
AACCGGGACCCCCCACCCCAACCAACUCCCCACCGUUGCCGUUGCCGUUGCCGUGGCCGUUGCCGUUGCAGAGCCCGCCACGCCGCCCAUGGACUACGAGCGCAUCCACGACCCGCCCCACCGCCAGUCGGGUGGAUUCUCACCGGCCAAGCUGCGGGCAAUGCUUCUCGGGCUGGAGAAGCACCAGCACUCCGGCGAGGACACCUCGCCGGAGGCCAACGACUCCGGCGAGCUCGACGACCGGAGGAGCUUGGAAUGCUCCACCUCCACCGAGAUGUCCAGCAACAGUGGCCACAGAUCAAGGAACAGGGCUCCGGACGACGACAGCUUCGACUCCGAGAGCAGCUCUUCGGGGCCGACCACCGUGAAGAGGCCAUCGGCGGUCUCCGCUUUGCUGCCGCCGUUCUCUAGACCGACGCCGUCGAAAUGGGACGAUGCGGAGAAGUGGAUUUCCAGCCCGACGGCCAACCGUACUGGCCGUGUGAUGAGCGCCACCGGGUUUGCGCCGAAGAAGACAACGUUUGCUUUACCUGAGCACGGUGCCUGCCCGCCAGCCGUUGCUAAGGUGGUCGCCGAGGUUCCGAGGAACACCGGAACCUUCGCUGAUGACUCGGUUGGUUUCACGCAGCCUGAUUCAAUCAAACCUGCAGAAACUGCCCCAACAGUCGAUGAACCUGAACCAGAACAGGCUAUUCGAUCUGUCUCGAUGAGAGAUAUGGGAACAGAAAUGACUCCGAUUGCCAGUCAGGAGCCCUCUCGGACUGGGACUCCUAUAAUAGCAUCUAGCCCUACUUCCUCUAGGACACCAACUCCUCAACGGAGUGUAGAAUCUGGUGUUGGUACAAUUGAUUCUAGCAAGAUGGGCAUGUCUGAGGAGGAGCUGCAGUUGAAUACCAGGAAAGAAAUUAUCGAUCUCGGCGAACGGCUAGGCAAGACGACUAUAGCUGCAUGGGCAAGCAAGGAAGAGAGAGCUACCGCAAAUUUCGCAAAUGUUCCAGCUGAUAAGGCUGUAGAAAUCGACAGAGAGACCCGUGCCGCAGAUUGGCAGGAGGCAGAGAAAGCAAAGUAUCUUGCAAGGUUUCAGCGGGAAGAGGUACAGAUCCAAGCUUGGGAAAAUCACCAGAGAGCAAAAAUUGAAGCUGAAAUGAAGAGAGUAGAGGCAAAGAUGGAAAGAAAGCGUGCUCGCGAGCAUGACAGGCUUGCUCGGAAGAUGGCAUCAGCGAGACGCAGAGCAGAGGCAAAGAGGGAGGCCGCUGAGGCGAGGAGGAGCCAAGAAGCAGAGAGAACGGAGGAGCAGGCGGCGCAGAUCCGUAAGACCGGGCACAUACCUUCCUCAAUCUCCUGCUGGUGCUGGUGCCUAUGAUAAAUCUCAUGCCUCUUAGCACCGUAGAAAUGUUUCUCCUGACAAACGACCAUUGUACAAAUGCUACUGGCUCAUCUAUUUAUCAGCAAGGAAUGCAAAGUGUGUCGCUCGUUUUUGCCC